AUGACAGAAGCAGAGGGCGCCCGGGGAUGGCGCCGACCCCGGGGCACUGCCCCCCCCCCCGCCCCGCGCGGCAGCAUCCCCGCGGCACCCACCUGCGACGGCUCGGCCGCUGGCGCCCCGCUACCGGCCCCGCAGCAUCGCCCCGGCCGCCGGGCCCGCCCAGCGCUGCAGCGAGAGCCGGGGCCGCGGUCGCCGCCAGCUGAUCCCCGAGCGCCCCGCCGAGCCCGGCCCGCCGCCCCUCCCCCGCGCGCGCGCCCGCCCGCCCCGCGCCGGCCGCCCAACCAGGAAGUGACCCGCCGCCGGAAGUGCCUGUCGGGGCGGCGCUGCCCCCGCCCCGCGGCCGCCGCUCUGUCGCGACGGGCGAGAAGGGAGAAGGGAGACCCCGCAGCGGGGGCGGCGCGGGGCGUCUCAGCGAGGGGACCGUUUCGGAGGCGAACUGUUACGGCCGGGCCGCGCGGCACCCUGGGACACGUAGUUCGGCGCCGGGCCGCGGCUGGACUACAACUCCCAGGAUGCCCCUGGAGGGGGAGCGUGGGGGGGGGGUGCGGGGGCGAGCGAGGCGGCGCGGCGGCCUCGGAGGCCCGACGGUGUCAGCGGCUGCUGCGCGAGCGGGGAUUCGGUUGCUUAAACACAUGCGCUAGAGGAGCUGCCGGGGACGGGGAGGCCGCUGCGCGUUCCGCCCUUCUGGAGCCAUCUCCUACGCGGCGGGACCUCCCCGCCCAAGGGAUUCUGGGGCUUGUUGUUCCCGAGAGGAUGGAGGCUGACACCUGGAGGACGCGGCGUGGCGGCUCAGCCCCCGGCGGCCCCGCGGGGCUCGGGACGGCGCCCGGCCCGGAAGUGGACGGCGGGGGCCAGGGCGAGAGCCGUGCGGGCGGCUGCGGCGAGGCCACGCGCGACCCGCCGAGCCCCCGGGCCCGCAGCCUCCGAGCUGUCGGGGACCCGCUCGCGGAGGAGAAGCGCAGCCAGCGGUGCUUGCUCCGGGACUCCGGGCGACUAAAGGGAUCUCCUCCUUGAUGCUUAUUUUACCCUGACACCGCCUGAGUGACAAAGUCCACUGGGUGGACAACGUGAUUUUCAACUACCAAAUACAGAAAAUUUGGAAAGCCGUUAUCCGUUGACACCAUAAUCUGAUGACAAACCCGCCGAAGACUUAGUCCUGCUGCUCACAAGUCUGUGGUAGCUGAGCCUUAAUCGGAUCUCGCAUGGAUCGUGGUUGAGCUCUCCCGCGGGCCGGAGGUCGGCUGGCUGUUUUCUGGAUGAGGAUGGUCUCUGCUGCUCUUCACUGGUCUCUCAUAUCCCUGCGACGGACAAGCUGGGGCAAGUUGCCACGCUGGGGCGGAGAUUCAGGAGUGAAUAAGCUCAUUGCACAAGAGAGCGAGCAGAGAUGCACAGGUGCUUUUCAAGCCCCUGCUUGUUCACACCUGCUCACGUUGGGCUGGCCUGGGUGAGUUACAUGGCUGAACCCACACUUAGAGGGGGACGGGACUCCAGAGUCACAAGCAGAGGACGGGGAGACAAGGAGCCCUCAACUGGGGCCACUGGUAUAAUACAUAGCUGUGUUUAUAAGCUUUGCUCAUCCGUUUAAUAAAUUCAACAUAGUUUCUUUCAUAUCGUGAAUUUAGUUUUGAAGUAAAGAAGUACCUCUUGAAGUAAAAUUUCUUCUAUUGUUACAUAUUAUUGCAGAAGUAUAAGAAAUAAAAUAUAAAAAAAUAAAAUAAAAUAUAAACAGGUAAAAUGAGCAUAAGGAAAUGUGGUCAUUUCCCCUACCUAUAGAGAUGGUCUCUCCUGAUGUCUAUUCUUCAAGGUCCCCCUCUUUCUCUAAUAAAA
Messenger RNA from Nyctereutes procyonoides (raccoon dog), 1827 nucleotides. Its product is annotated as translation initiation factor IF-2-like. Lineage: Eukaryota; Metazoa; Chordata; Mammalia; Carnivora; Canidae. The record is from RefSeq and is a predicted model, not a curated record. The transcript has 4 exons. Bases 1 to 1014 code for a protein of 337 amino acids.